Salarias fasciatus (jewelled blenny) is the source of this 1812-nucleotide messenger RNA. Its product is annotated as glycogenin-1-like. The coding region runs from base 110 to 1111 and encodes 333 amino acids. The transcript is spliced from 8 exons. The record is from RefSeq and is a predicted model, not a curated record. Gene Ontology annotation, molecular function: glycosyltransferase activity. NCBI's taxonomy places the organism in Eukaryota, Metazoa, Chordata, Actinopteri, Blenniiformes, Blenniidae.
CCGCUGUCCUGCUGCGGCUAUAAAUCCUCCUCUGCGCCUCCACUCAGUCCUUCUCCCCGAGCUGUCCUCAAGUCCGGACUACCCCGUAGCUUCGCGUUAGUCCUCAGCCAUGGCGGAUCAGGCCUUUGUGACGUUGGCUACGAAUGACAACUAUGCCCGAGGGGCCAUGGUUUUGGGCAAAUCCCUCCGUAACCACAACACAUCCAAGAAGCUGGUGGCGCUCAUUGGCCCUCAGGUGUCUGAACCCUGCCAGUCCGUGUUGAAGAGGAUCUACGAUGAAGUGCGGGUGGUGGACGUGCUGGACAGCGGCGACACGGCACACCUGGCCAUGAUGAAGAGGCCGGACCUGGGCAUCACCUUCACCAAGCUCCACUGCUGGGCCCUCACACACUACUCCAAAUGUGUUUUCAUGGAUGCAGACACUCUGGUACUUUCAAAUAUAGAUGAGCUGUUUGACAGAGAGGAGCUGUCAGCUGCUCCUGACCCUGGCUGGCCCGACUGCUUCAACUCCGGCGUGUUUGUUUAUCGUCCUUCAAUGGAGACUUACGGCAAACUGAUCCAGCACUGUACGGAACAUGGAAGCUUCGAUGGAGGAGACCAGGGUGUUUUGAAUAGCUACUUCAGCAACUGGGCAACAACCGAUAUAUCCAAACACCUCCCCUUCAUCUACAACCUGAGCAGCGUGGCCAUCUACACUUACCUUCCAGCUUUCAAGCAGUAUGGCGGCAACGCCAAGGUGGUCCACUUCCUGGGGAAGACCAAGCCGUGGAGUUUCACCUUUGAUCUCAAAAGCAAACAGAUUUCGGGGAACGUGCAGGACGCCACCUCGCACCCCACCUUCCUGCUGGACUGGUGGAUGCUGUACUCCAGCGCCGUGGUGCCCAUGCUGCAGCAGCAGUACGGGGAUCAGCCUUUCAACUCCGGAUGCGUGGAGUGCCAGUACAGUGAAAUGAUCAUUUGUGAGAGUGAACAGAGCUUCACACACGAGCCGGCCGAACCCCAGAUGUCCUCGGAGGAGCGGAAGCAGAAAUGGGAGCAAGGACAGGCCGACUACAUGGGAAAGGACUCAUUUGAUAACAUCAAGAGAAAGCUUGACACUUUCCUCAAAUGAGGAAGAGAUAAAGUGAGCGCUCGCAGUUUAAAAAAAACAAAAACAAAACAAAACUGUCACCACACGUGUUUGAAGAAAACGCUGUAAAACAGACGGCGGUUUUCUUUUCUGCGUGUCUCUCGACUGACGCCGGGUCUCCCCCUCCACCAGCACCAACCCAGUCUCACUCCAAAGAAAGCGCAAUUUGAAUAGGAAAAGAUUAUUCUAAAUAAAUAAAUAGAGCGGCUUUAUUAAUCUAUGCAACUUGGUCAUUUUUCAGCUCACCCUGAUGCAGGGAUACAUCCUGUUACACUGUGAAAGAAACAACCUGAAAUGCUGUCAGAAUACAUUUGCAAUAACUUUUGUAUACAUUCUUCAGUUCUUUUCUUUCUUUCUUUCUUUUUUUUUUACUUUAUGGGGUCACCUAGCAGUCUACUUAUUGUUCUCUUUUCUCUGAAGUUGAUAGCUCUUGUCUGUGAAAUGAAACUGCUUUUGUUUAACGUAGAUCUAAACAAAUGUUUACAGCACUUCUGAAGGCCAGGCGGUCAUUUACAUGUACACUCAGUGCCUUAGUGUGUUGCUCUCUCUGCUGCCAUCAUCCUGUCGGUUUCUGACCAGCAGCUUCCUGCUCGGCGAUCAGGCUGGGAUGUUGGCUGUAACCCCCUCAAAAACCUUUUUUUUUCUGGAAACAUUAAAAAGAUCAAUAAAAGAUUGGAAUUUGC